Messenger RNA from Thunnus maccoyii (southern bluefin tuna), 1609 nucleotides. RefSeq names its product potassium channel tetramerisation domain containing 12.1 (gene kctd12.1). The record is from RefSeq and is a predicted model, not a curated record. Bases 130 to 999 code for a protein of 289 amino acids. Gene Ontology annotation, molecular function: protein binding. The transcript has a single exon. Gene Ontology annotation, cellular component: postsynaptic membrane; presynaptic membrane. NCBI's taxonomy places the organism in Eukaryota, Metazoa, Chordata, Actinopteri, Scombriformes, Scombridae. Gene Ontology annotation, biological process: regulation of G protein-coupled receptor signaling pathway; protein homooligomerization.
UGUUAAUUUAGCAGUCGACCCGCCAUCACGCACGCGCACUCACGCACGUGGUGAGCCCAGGCUUCAUAAACAAGCCGCUGCCACUUUGUUGCUCAGUGUUUCCACUGAUCCCACAUCAGUGCAGAGAAGAUGGCACUGGCUGACAUAGAGCGCGCAGGGUCCAACUGCGGUGACUCGGGCUCCCCGUUUUCAGAGAUUAUUGAGUUGAAUGUCGGCGGGCAGGUCUAUGUAACCAGACACAAAACUCUCAUCGCCGUCCCAGACUCGCUACUGUGGACCAUGUUCAACAAGAAGACACCCAAGGAGCUGGCGAGAGACAGCAAAGGGCGCUUCUUCCUGGACCGGGACGGCUUCUUGUUCCGCUACAUCCUAGAUUAUCUCCGGGACCUGAACUUGGUCCUCCCGGACUACUUCCCCGAGAAAAGUCGACUGCAGAGGGAGGCUGACUUUUUCCAACUGCGGGACCUUGCGAAACGCCUCAGCCCCCGCAUGAGUAAGGACAACUCAAUCAGCGAGGAGAUCGGCCAGAGUGACACCGAGGAAGGUGCGCAGCAGUGCGGCGCUUCUGGCGCCAUGGAGACUUUACGCACCGUGUCAGUCAGCGGAGCCAUGCGCUCCCCCUCUCUGGACUCUAGAAAGUCGGGCUAUAUCACGAUUGGAUACCGCGGCUCGUACACCAUUGGCAGAGACAUCCAAACCGACGCCAAAUUCAGAAGAGUGGCGCGCAUCACGGUUUGCGGGAAGACCUCCCUGGCCAAAGAAGUGUUUGGGGACACGCUAAACGAGAGCAGAGACCCGGACCGGCCCCCGGAGAGAUACACAUCCCGGUACUAUCUGAAGUAUAAUUUUCUAGAGCAGGCAUUUGACAAGCUGACAGAGGCGGGCUUCCACAUGGUGGCCUGCAGCUCCACAGGCACCUGUGCCUACACCAGCAAUGAUCCAAACGAGGACAAAAUUUGGACAAGCUACACCGAAUAUGUCUUCUGUCGGGACAACUAACAGUAAACUAGUCAUGUAAUGUUGAUGUAUUACAUAGACAUUUCAAAAUCUAGAGGGGAAUGUCUUUAAAAAGUAUUAUUUUCGCUGUGUUGAAUGGUAUUUGUAAAGGGCGAGUGACUGCAAAAUAUUGCAAGAUAGCCAGAUAUCAGUAUUGCCACUUCUGAGGUUAACCAGAGACAUAAAAUGCCCCCAAAAUAGAUUUUAAAAACAAUUUACACAAACUUUUUUUUUUCUGAAGAUUAUGCAAUUUGGAUGUUAAAAGUGAGCAGAGAACAGUUUGAGUUGACACACUCAUCAGAAGCUCUAUGGCAUGGAAAACACCAUCAUCUCAAUCUCAUAGAACUGCAUGUCAAUGUUUCAGUCAUAUCUGACUCAGUGUGUCACUGUGUGAACUGAGCGGCAUCCAAGAACAGACAAGCAGCGAUUAGUAUUCAGUGUCAUUGUAACUUCUAGGCUUGCUUGAUCACUGUUUGGCCAACUUUGUAUUAUCUAAUAGGCACUCAUAGCAGAUCUAUCACUGACAUGAUUGUAAGUGUAUGUGCUUGCUUGGUAGAGUUGUAUUUGUUAAACCUGUUCAGAUGAAAUAAAAUCUUCUACCAUGUUAUUCUCA